Saccostrea echinata is the source of this 1763-nucleotide messenger RNA. RefSeq names its product para-nitrobenzyl esterase-like. The transcript has 6 exons. The coding region runs from base 51 to 1679 and encodes 542 amino acids. The record is from RefSeq and is a predicted model, not a curated record. Lineage: Eukaryota; Metazoa; Mollusca; Bivalvia; Ostreida; Ostreidae.
AGGGAAUUCUGUGGAGUAGUACAGUCAGAACAUCAGUAUACAGGCCAGUCAUGGUACAGAUAUUAACCUGUGUGCUACUUGUCCUGUUAGCACCAUCUUUCAGCAGCAUGGUAUUGGCCCAUUGGAGAAAGGCUCGUAUCAUUCGAAAUACAGAGUCGGGAAAAGUGAGGGGAAAUCUUACCUGGUGGGGACAGUCUUACUUAGGAAUUCCGUACGGAAAGGCUGAAAGAUUUUCGCCUUCGGUUUCUUUUGGCUCGUGGGACGGUAUUAGAUCUGCCGAGCAGUAUGGUCCUCAAUGUUACCAACCAAGCGUGUUCUGUAACCUGGCGCCUCAAAGCUGUAAUCAAGAGAUGAGCGAGGACUGUUUGACAUUAAACAUAUACACCCCUAGAAGAGCCAGAUACGACCCACGCAAGGGCAAUCAUAAAUAUGCAGUCUUGGUAUGGAUUCAUGGCGGAUAUUACCAGGCGUACACAGCCGGAAGUCCUUACUACAAUGGCCUGAAGCUUGCGUCAGCGGCCAGAAUCAUUGUCGUUACCUUAAAUUAUCGGCUAGGCCCUCUUGGAUUUUUGAACAUCCCUGAUGUACAGAGCACAGGUAACUAUGGCUUUUAUGACCAGCGUCUGGCAUUACAAUGGGUUCGAAACAACAUCCACUAUUUCGGAGGAGACCCAAACAGAGUGACGUUGGGAGGUGAAAGUGCUGGUGCUCACUCAACUAUGUUCCACAUGAUGACGCCGGGGUCUCAGUCUCUAUUUCAAAGAGCAAUCUUAAUGUCAACACCAGGAAUCGAAGUUCCAACUUCGGACGUAGCAGGCAGAACUGCCACCGGUUUGUUGAAUGGAUUAGGCUGUGAUACGAGUGACAAUAAACUAGAAUGUUUGAGAGGCAAAACUGCUGAAGAAAUUGUGACACAAAGCUUGCUUUUACCAGCCACUCAAAAUUUCUUGCAAGGCUUCCAGCGUUUUGGUGUUUACAUUGAUGGGCAGGAGAUCAUGGAAAGCUUUUAUGACAACACUAACAUUAAAAACAAGUUUGGAGGCAAGCCCGUAAUCAUCGGUACUUCUGCCUAUGAGAGCUUAAGUUUGACAUACACUAGGUUGACAACUCCAGUUCCAGCCCCAUUGUUUGGUGCCGUGGUAGGCCAAUGGCGAACGGCAAUAGUUCCGGAAACACAAAACUUAUACCUAAGUUCUCCAAGCUCUGACACAGAUAUUCGCCCGGAAAUUGCAGAAUUACUAACGGAUGUCAUAUUUACGUGUCCGGCUCGAUUGUUUGCUGACAGUAUAUCUGCUGAAAACAAAGUUUGGGUGUAUGUGUUUGAUCAGCCGAAUCUCGACUCUUACAUACAACCACUGUCAUGUGAAGACAGGGCAUGUCAUGUUGAAGACUUCCCAUACUUGUUCCGGCACCCAGACCUUGUUCCAGGUGCAGAAGACAAAUUCUUUUUCCGUUUGUCUAAUUUGAUUGUAGGAUAUUUUGGAAAUUUCGUAAAGAAUGGUAACCCUAACUCCCGCUGGAGAACACCAAAAUGGACAGAAUAUCAUUCAGACAGUACCUCGAAGGGGCAGAACCUUACCCUGGAGCUUCAAUACCCCAAUCCUCAGAAGAUCUCCAACUUUAGAAAGGACAGGUGUGACUACUGGGAUAGGGUAGGUUACGAGAAAGAAUCUCCUUAGAAGAUAUGCUGCGUUACACCACUGAAAGGUGUUACAACAAUUUUCUUGUUCGUGAAUUUCCAAAAUAAAAUUUUGAAAACCGUG